UCACCAACUUAGUGCCAGAUCUUUGAGGAGGGCGCAUGGUUAAUAUAAUUGGAACAGAUGGAUGGAGUAUUAAAGGGAUGCACUUAUGCGCAUGCAAAAUGUGCAUCACGUAGGAACUUGUCACUUUAUGCGCUAUUUUGCCUUUCAGGUCUUCUUGCAGGUCCCGAGUUCAAGGGAAAAGCUAAGCUCUCGCCUUGUACGUCACGAUGAAGGGAUUGUCAUCUCCGUGCUGAUUGAUCCCCUCCCUUUUGGGCGACGAACUUCAAUAUUUAUGUCAGUGGUUGGAUUGGAUGGCAUAGAGCAGAAUUAAGCUGAAUUGUGUUGUGGGAAAGAAUUCGUGUCAAGUUUUCUUCGAGGUGGUCAUACACUCUCUCGUCUGUGGUGGUGACAAGCAUGACCAUGGCAAUGUUGGAAGCCACUCCAGUUCUGGCCUUGUUGGGCUGCGGAAUCUUCGCGAGGGAUGCAUAUUUGCCCAUCCUCCAGAACAUCAGAACAUGUCUCUCUCUGCAAGUGGUGUGGAGCAGAACCCAGGCUUCCGCCGAGAGUUUGCUCUCCAAGGUCAGGGAGUUUUCACCAAAAGCUGAAGCUGAAUGGGGAGAAGAAGGUUUGGAGCGUAUCCUGUCCUCUCCUCACAUCCACUGCUGCGCUGUUGUACUGCCAAUCCUUGUACAGCCUGGGAUCGUCUUCAGAGCACUGUGCGCUGGGAAACACGUGCUUCAAGAAAAACCUAUUGCUGGAACGAUGAGUGAGGGGAUCAAAUCUUUGCGAAAUUUUACUUCUCACUUCGAAGGAUGCGAAGACAAAACUCCUAUCUGGGCUGUGGCAGAAAACUUCCGGUUUGAGCCUGCUUUUUACAAGGCUCAGAAGAUUAUCAGCAGUCUAGGUUCAGUUGUGGUGGUGCAGGUUAACAUAGAAGUGCCAAUGAAUGCCAAAAGCAAGUACUUCGAAAGCGAGUGGAGACGAGAUCCUGAUCUGAAGGGUGCUUUCAUUACGGAUUGUGGAGUACAUUUUGUUGCCGGCCUGAGAGCAAUGAUGGGAGGGAACGAUAUUGUGUCGGUUGCAGCUAUCACAACUCACAGAGAUGCCCUCGUGCCACCUCCUGACACUCUGACUGCUUUGAUGAAGUUUCGUAAUGGAUUCUCUGGUGUGAUGGUCAUAACUUACUCUUCUUCGAAUUAUAAGGCAUCUUGGCGGGUGGUCUGUUCUGAGGGUUCAGUCGAAGUGGAGAGAGGAUUCAAGGAUUCUCAGUUCGGUUACACUGUCACUUAUACUCCACUUGAGGGCAAGGGCAGUUCAGAAUUUGUUCCUUUAUAUGGUUUGGAGGCAGAGCUACGAGCCUUUGCAAGUGAUGUACAAAGAAAUAUCUUGCAGGUUGGCCUCAUACCGGACUGGAGGAGCUCACCACCUGAAGCUUUGCAAGACUUGGCAAUAAUUGAGACAUGUCUUGCAUCAGGUUCACGUAAGGACGCACCAGUUGCCAUGGGAAUACCUUUGGUGAGUGAGAGAAUGUGGACAGAGAAAUCCCAAUGAGCUUAUAUCACAUAGGAGAAAUCUUCCCCACUUGUGUCAUGCAGACGUCCUGCUACUGGAUUAACCAACCUCGAACCGCUGGAGUAAUCAUCGAUGGCCCAUCGACGAUGGGUCAACCGUUCUUGAAGUCGACGACAAGCAUUUAGACAGCCAAGGAAUAAGAUAGCCACAGCCCUGGCCUCAUUGUAACGAGCCACCUUGUUGAAGUGUUGAGGAAAGAAUCUUGGCGUACACAGAGUGAUAGGAAGUCACCAGGAGCCCGAAAUGUUUCCGGGCUGCAAAACUACGCAGCCAAUCGAGCGGAAUUGGUAAGUGGAAGAUGGGACAAGACUACGAAUGUCUUGACACCAGUACUUGCAUAAAGCUUCUGCCGGCCCCAUCGGGCAGAGGCUGUUUUGUCCAUAGUCAAUGACAUUGACGUGUGACAAUAAGGUAAAUCGACGCACAUAUAUUUUUCCUCGUAUGUGCGUCCAUUCACUGGAGUUGCGAGGUCUUUUCAACCUGAGCACGCUUAGAGUGCAAAUUUGAGAUGAUUAGCACAAUGCGGUGUCCAACAAGUGGAUACAAGUUCAUCUUGUAAACAGAAAAUGUCUAUGGAGUCAAGUGGACUGUAGAAUUCUGACAUUGAGCAGAAUGAUGAUUUAUGUAAAUGUAAUCGUUUCUUGAUUUUAUUACAAGAAGUGGAGAUGGGAGUUGUGA
Molecule: messenger RNA, 2229 nt
Organism: Marchantia polymorpha subsp. ruderalis
Lineage: Eukaryota; Viridiplantae; Streptophyta; Marchantiopsida; Marchantiales; Marchantiaceae
Source: the annotation of a GenBank genome assembly